Molecule: messenger RNA, 2396 nt
Organism: Lepidothrix coronata (blue-crowned manakin)
Lineage: Eukaryota; Metazoa; Chordata; Aves; Passeriformes; Pipridae
Gene: CUNH2orf80
Product: chromosome unknown C2orf80 homolog
Exons: 11
Coding region: 725-1393 (222 amino acids)
Source: RefSeq, a predicted model, not a curated record
CCGAACUUUGAGGCGCUGCUACCGCCACCUGCCCCGUCCCCACGGAGCUACACCGCUCCUGGAAUGCCUCAGAAAAGCCCGGGGGUUGUUCUGAAGGGCCAAUUUCACCCAAAAAUGAGGGUUGGUUCGUGCAGAGAGCUUGGCUUGCAGCUUUCACCUGACAGUCAUGUUUUACUGUCUAUUAAAAUGAUUUUUUUUCUUAUGUAGUUUUCACUUCAGCCCAAGUUAAUGCACUGUUUUGCAGACACCCUUGAAUUUGCCCUCAAGAAGCUGACAUUAUAUAUGCUGGUGUGAUGCCGUUAAAUAUUUUAAGGAAAUGACACAUAAGGAAAAAGCAGCCAAAUAAUUUGAAAAACAAUGAUUUAGAGUGGAGAUGCAAUUUAUAGCAGAGGUGCCAAGAGAAUAAGGCCGAUGAAAACGUGUCUACCUAUUGUCCCCAAACGGGUUCCUUUAACCCGUGUGCUAUUGGCUGGUCCCCACAUAGAGUCAAGCAGUCCUGCAUGAAGCCAUAGCCUAAUUUCCCUGGCACACAAAGGAAGACAGAGGCAAGAAAGGAACAACAACAUCAAGAGGGAAAUCCUCCUCAUAAAUACCUGAAGUCAGAGAGGCUCCAAACCCAGAUCCUGAGGCCUAUUGCAAAAGUUGACACAGAUUUGUUCACUGGCAGAGACACUUGGUUCUCUCCUAGAUCCCAUUCAGCUUAUGCUACAAUGACAACUAGAAUAUGGAAAGAAAACACCUGAAGAAAAAGAUUGAAAAUCUUCUGGGAGAUUAUGUUGGCAUCAGACUACGAGAAAAAGAAUUUGAUCCAAGAGGACAAAGGCCACCCACCUUUCUAGAUGACAUGGUCCAUUACAACUUAGCCCUCAGUGUUGCUUUACUGUGGCUUAGUGACUUGGAUGCUCCGAUUGCACUGACAAGAGAGAAAAUGAGCUUUGCAGCUUGCAACAAAUACACAUAUCCCAACCGAACUGAGAGAGAAGCUAUGAUAUUAUCUUCAUACGCUGGAAUAUUAAUGAACAGCAUUCCUGUAGAAGAGAUCUUUGAGAUUUACAGCAUGAGGCCCUCAGCAACACACUGGCAGAGGUCUGCAAAUGACCAUUGGAUUCAACCUUUCAGGUUCUCCCUGCAUCCAUUUGCCAUGCUGACUGCCCCUGAAGCUGCAGAGUAUGUCUGGAAGCAAAGCAUCAAGUACCAGACAGCAACAGCACAUAAAAAGCAAGGACCUUGUUCAGCAAGGAGAAGAGCUAAAAAGGACCACAAGCAACUAGACCCACUGACCAGAGGAAAGCAACACAUUGACAAAGGAGCUACAGAAGCAAAACAAGGAAUCUCUCCAAGGAAGCCUGGAACAGAUUCAAAAGUGAGGAAUGCAAAGGAAGCAAAGACAUAACAAAAAACCUAGACUUCACAUACCUCACUUAGUUGUAGGUCUCUGAUGAUUUGCCUCUGUUAUGUCCAUGCUGUGUUGCCGAAGAACACUCCCCAUUUCCUAGAUGGGCUGUCAACUUUCAUCCUUGUACUGACUCCACCUUGGAAUAUAAGCUGGAUGUGGUUCUCCUUCCACAUCCCUCUCUUCCUCUGUCACGAAGCUUGAGCACACAAUAUGGAAUGUUUGUAUUAGACUCCUUCUACCUAAUUCCAUAGAAAUUUCAGGGCUCAGUGGGAUUGAAGUAUUUGCUGCUGAGAGGUGCGUUUAACAUUAAUUGCAGGGUAGAGAGACUUCAUUAGGGCUCUUUACAUAUAAAAAUGAAGAUUCCCAGAUACUUGUAGCCAGGGGAUAGACAGUUAUCCAAAGUAGGGUCAUAUAUUGGACAGCUGCAUUAACCCAUCUCUUGGAGAUGGUCCUGUACUCUAACACAAAGUAUCUGGUAAAGGAAAAACCAAUAAACAUUUGUGAAGCAAAAACAUUUUUCUCCUUUCUGCUGGCUCUGAGUCACUGAGCCUAUUUAUGGAGAUGCCAAAAGACAGCACUACACAAGAAAGCCUGGGAAUGGUUAAAUUUAAUCAGGGAUUAAAGGGUCUUUUAGACUUCCUCAUGGACUCAAAGCUUGCUUUCAGCUUACCAGGUUCACAGUGUUUUGUUUUUUUAAUAUAUCACAAAUUUCCUGUUAAAAUCACCUGUCCUUUCAAUUCUGAUUUGUCCCUGGGGAAAGCCCUGACUACAGAUUGAUACAUUUAGAAAUUACAGAUUAACCAGUGACUCUUUGUGCUGAUAUAGAUGGGGCUUCUUAGCCGUACCAUCCAUCCCCACACUUUCCUUUCAAGCCAUGUAAGCCCCAGUUCUAGGCCUUAAGGAGUCAGGUGAGAGGGCCAGGGGGGACCUGAGGUAAACAGCAACAUCACCUUCUAUAUUACACAGGAACUCUUUAAGAAUUUCUGCAGCAUCAGCUGUU